AGGGGGAAGAGACCGGGGUUGCGGAGAUAGGGCAGCAGGGGAUAAGAGGAAUCCGCGACGAGCCCUAACCCUUCAAUUGGUCGGAGGGAGCAAGAAGAGGACGACGAGGAGAAGCGUAAGUGGUUUCGGGCUCCCUUGGAUUCCUGAUUUUCGCUUGUGAUUUGGAGUUGAUUGUGUUGAAUCUGCGCCGAAAUUUGCUUUCGCGCGGUGGGGUUUUGGGUGGCGGAUUUUGAAUCGAAGUGGCGAGAGGUGCUGGUAAUGUGCUCUAGUUGAUGGUGUUCGUCUUUUGUUCGGAACGUGUUUUUGGUCGCUCUCUGGUGAUGGAAUGUGGUUUGGGAAGUUGAAGAGAUCGGUUUGAGUAGAAGAGAUAAAAAAAAGAAAAAAGUGGUCCAAGAUUGGAUCUUCGGCUCUUACUUUGGUGAUUUCGCUUUUUUUUUUUGCCGUAUCUUGGGGUAAAGAUCUCAACUUUUCCAUUGGCUUAUCAUUUAUUCAUCUCUGUACUAGUCAUCUGCAUCGUAUCUAGAGAGAUAUUGCUAGGGUUUGAAGUGCGCUUUUGAGAUCUGAGCGCGGUUCUUCUGGUUGGAAAUUUGAAGAAAGAGGUUAUUUGUGAUGUUGGUAGCUAAAGCUCCCUGCUUGAAUUUACUUUCCGUUCCUGGAAAUUCUUCUCCUCCCUGUUUGCGUAAGCACGAUUACUCGCAAUUUCGGAGUAAAAGAUCCAGUCUUUGUUACCCUAAUUGAAGAUUUUGAGUCUUUUGUUCGGUUCCCCUCCGGAAACCCCCUUUUCUUGGAGGAAAGAUGGUGCCUUCCAGGCCUCCCAAUCCUAUCAAUGGAUCGCAGUCGGUCGCCCCAUCACUUCUGCAGUCGAACUCGGGCUUGCUCGGAGGAGCUCAGCCCGGCGCGAUUCCAUCGCAAACCCCCUUCUCCUCCUUGGUCUCUCCCCGCACUCAGUUCAACAGCAGCAGCUUGCUCGGAAACAUCUCCAAUGUCUCCUCCCUUCUUAACCAAUCCAUCGCCAACGGAGGGCUGGGCCCUGGUGCUAACCUUGCGAUACCGCAGAUGAACUUUCAAUCUGAACCCCACUCCUUCACCUCCUCCUCUAAUCCAACCCAUGCACAGCAAUUUCAAAACCCUUCUAGCAAUCAGCUUGGGUCGGAAAAUGCGCAGCCCCAGCAGUUAGAAGCAGUGCAGAAUUUGCAGCAGCAGUUCUCUAUGCCUCACAACCAGCAGCCUAUUAGGGGAGGGUUGGCUAAUGUUAAGUUGGAACAGCAGAUGGGCCCGAGUCUGACCGACCAGAACGGUCCGACUCAGCCAUUGCGUGCGGUAAAAUUGGAGCCACAACAGCUGCAAAAUAAGAGAAACUUGGGUUCCGUCAAGAUGGAGCCGCAGAGUUCCGAUCCGUCGAUGCUUCUGCAGCAGCAGCAGCAGCAAAAUCAGCAACAGCAGCAGCAGCUAAUGCAGCUAACAAGGCAGAACCCUCAGGCGGCAGCCGCGCAAAUGAGCCUUUUGCAGCAGCAGCGGCUUCUGCAGCAGCAGCAGAUUCUGAAGAGCUUACCUCAGCAGAGAAGCCAGUUACAUCAGCUGCAGCAGCAACAGCAGCAGCAGCAGCAGCUUCAUCAACAAACCCUUCCUUUAAGAUCUCAAGGGAAGGGGGGUGCAUAUGAGCCUGGAACAUGUGCUAGGAGGCUGACCCAUUAUAUGUAUCACCAGCAGCGCAGACCACCUGAUAAUAAUAUUGACUUUUGGAGAAGUUUUGUUACCGAGUAUUUUGCUCCUAAUGCGAAGAAGAGGUGGUGUGUUUCUCUCUAUGGGAGUGGCCGUCAAACUACCGGAGUUUUUCCUCAGGAUGUCUGGCAUUGCGAAAUUUGUAAUCAUAAGCCCGGGCGUGGUUUCGAAACAACUGUUGAGGUCUUGCCACGGCUUUUCCAAAUCAAAUAUGCCAGUGGUACUUUGGAGGAGCUUCUUUAUGUUGACAUGCCACGAGAGUAUCAGAAUGCGGCAGGUCAGAUUGUCCUUGACUACCAAAAGGCAAUCCAGGAGAGUGUCUUUGAGCAAUUACGUGUAGUACGUGAUGGCCAACUAAGGAUUGUUUUUAAUCCAGAUCUCAAGAUUGCCUCUUGGGAGUUCUGUGCAAGGCGUCAUGAGGAACUUAUUCCUCGAAGAUUGAUAAUACCACAGAUUACUCAACUCGGUUCUGUGGUACAGAAAUAUCAGGCUACUGUGCAAAAUUCAUCUGGUCCUUCUUCUCAGGAUUUGCAGAACAGUUGCAAUUCGUUCAUGGCAUCAGCUCGUCAAUUAGCUAAAGCAUUGGAGGUGCCAUUGGUAAAUGAUUUAGGGUACACGAAACGAUAUGUUCGCUGCCUUCAGAUAGCAGAGGUGGUAAACAGUAUGAAGGACCUGAUUGAUUACAGCCGACAAACUAGGACCGGACCUAUGGAUAGCCUCAUCAAUUUCCCUCGAAGGAAUUCUACUUCAUCAGGGAUUAAUCCUCAGCAAGCCCAACAACCCGAGGAGCCUCAAUCUGUUACCCAAAUCCCCACUCUCAAUGCUCCAAACCCAGCUCAUUCAACAAGUGCGCAGGUUCCUCCUGCUAGCAAUGGUGCUACAAGUACAAAUGCAACUAACCCAGUCAAUUGUGCAUCAUCGACCGCUACACCUCCACCCACCACUGUUGGGGUUCUCCAAAAUUCGAUCAAUUCUAGACAAGAAAAUCAGAUCAACAGUAUGAAUCGGCCCUACCCUAGUGGGAACAAUGCUCAGAUUCCAGCACCCAUAUCUUCUACUUCAUUGGCUUCUCCACAGCCAAACCCAACUUCCUCUUUUCCUACCGCCCAAGUUCCAUCAGCAUCAAAUAGCAAUAUAAUGCCCUCGCCUCGUAGUGCAGACAUGUCGACGAUGCAGCCGCCACCGACGCAGCCUCGAGAAGCUGAUCCAAACGAUUCACAGAGUUCGGUCCAGCAAAUUCUCCAGGAGUUAAUGAUGUCGACGCAAUCAAAUGGAGUCAGCAGUUUGGGGAAUGAUAUGAAAAGAAUGAACGGGAUUACGCCAGGAAUGAAUGGCGGAAUAUCCACCGUGGGAAAUGUGGUUCCAAAUAAUUUUGCAAUGGGUAAUGUGGGGUUUGGUUCCGUGGGCGGGAUUGGUCCUUCACCGACAGCUGGUGGGUUAAGAGCGGCGAUGGCCAAUAAUGCUAUGGCCAUGAACGGACGGGUAGGAUUGAAUCACAUUUCUCAGGACCCGAUCCAAAUGAGUCAUCAGCCGCAACAGGAAAUGGGAAGCCGGCUUUUGAGCGGGCUUAGAACAGCAAAUAGUUUCAAUAAUCUCGCUUAUGACUGGAAACCCUCUCCCUAGAAGUGAGUUCCCGUUACCAGAAGAAAUAUUGCAAGAGAAAAUGGAGCGGCAUAAAAGGUAAAGCCCAGUGACUGACAAUGUAAGUUCUAGUUCAUAACCUCCUCUGUCGAAAGCCUUGUCGUACUACUAAUUGCUCGAAAAGGACACAUACAUGAUAGCUGCUGCUUUCACACAAAAACAAUGUGUGCUAUACUUAGCUUUUGUUUGUUUGGAUGGUUAUCUGUGUAUUAUCAUGCAGUCAAGGCAUCGGUGUUGCCUAUAGUAUGUUAGGGAUGAGAAAUAGAAUGUAAGUACCACGGGCACGGGGAAUAGAGCACCGAAUCCUCGUGUGCAGUGCUUGGUGUGGUUUCUCCGCAAUUUAGGAGGGAAUAGAUUCUUUGGUGUUCUAUGAAGGAAUGAUAUGCAUCUCAUUUCUUCCAAGCUGUUAUCAAUCUUCUUAUAAUUUUCUUCUCUUUUUGCUGGAAUGAAGCUUAGCUGCCGAUUUCUUUUCUCGGCCCGGGGCUUGCUUUCUGUUGCAUGUAUUGAACACCCACACUGCCUCCCUUUCCCUUCUUUUUGCAUGUGAGAGUUGAUUCUAUAUGACAGUAGAAGCUCUUAAUAGCUCUGCAUCGAUCGCGUUGUCACCUUUCAUUAGCUCAACCAUGUACUAUAUUUCAUUGUAAUUACAAUUUUAUCAACAUUUUCACACUUUGUUAGCUCUUAA
Messenger RNA from Ananas comosus (pineapple), 4048 nucleotides. Its product is annotated as transcriptional corepressor SEUSS-like. Gene Ontology annotation, cellular component: transcription regulator complex; nucleus. Bases 796 to 3345 code for a protein of 849 amino acids. Gene Ontology annotation, biological process: negative regulation of transcription by RNA polymerase II; positive regulation of transcription by RNA polymerase II. Lineage: Eukaryota; Viridiplantae; Streptophyta; Magnoliopsida; Poales; Bromeliaceae. The transcript is spliced from 9 exons. The record is from RefSeq and is a predicted model, not a curated record.